GUCGCUCGUCAUCGAUGCUACAUCAUGGCGAUGAUAUCUGAUGUCGACUACAUUCUUCAAACCAUUCGAUUGUCGGUGCUUCGCAGCUGUGACGACGCUUCCACCUCUCGAAUCAUCUCGCUAGACCCAUCGUUCGCCCUCAACCCUUACAUCAACGCUUCGGGCCAUUCUGAAGUCGACGAAUGGCCAGAGAUCCAGCGUGCAUUGGAUUCUCCACCCCUUGAACGUGACGAUGACCGACCUCGUCGACGCAGGAACAGUCUCAAUGGCCUCAAUUACACACAGACGAUCAUGGGAGGAAAGAGUGGAGGGGCGGGCAUGCGUGUCAGCGGUCGACGGGGUCGUGGUCGGAGACCAAGCUUGGAAGACAUGACGCCGAGGGGCGCGAGGCCUCGUUCAGACUCAGCACCGGUCCCUAAAUCUCUUCAAUCAACUGUGAGUCCGGUCGUCACCGGUCACGGCAUGAGCGUGAGGGAUUCCGAAGAACCUACGUUUAGUGCCGCGUCAAUCGACCCGACCGAGUCCAGUCAAGUCAUCAUGGGGACACCGCCUCCAGAUGAACAUCCUGAACCUCUUCAUGGAGGAAUGGACGAGGGAAGCGAUGUGGAUGAGGAUGAAAUGGAAGCGGAGGAGGCAGGAAUGGAUCAAGCUCAGCGAGAUCUACGAGCUGACGUGAGGGCGAGCACUGUGGCCCCGGCAUUGAAUAUGGAUGACACGGGGAUCGACUUUGCUCCCAAACCGAUUCGGAGAGCGGGUUCUUCGGCAUUGACUGCAGCCCUUCACAAGCAUGUACCUCACUUGGUAUCCAGCAGUGCGCCCGCUGCCGAGGUCAACCCGUUCACCACGUUGUAUGCUUCGGUCAGCACGAAUGCCAAUGGCAUCACGCUACAGAUCUACUUUCCUCACUCCGCCAAGCCGAGCUCUCCUAUCACUAUCAAGGUACGCAAAGAGGCCACAGUGGAGGAGGUCACUGGGCAUGGUCUGCUCAAAUAUUGGGAUGAGGGAAGGGAGCCAAAGUUGAGCGAGGAAGAAUCGGAGCAGAGAUGGAGUACCGUCGGAUGGGGACUGCGUAUCGUUGAGGAUGACGGAGAAGUGGAUGAAGACUUUCCACCGCUCGAUCGAGACAGUCGCGUCUCCAAAUUCUCCUACACUCAGUUUGCCAUUGUCGAGGCGACUGCAUCUCAAAUCAAACAAAACGCUGCCAAGGCUCCACUCAUCAUCCGCCGACCAUCACGGAUCAUCCGACCCCAAGAAACCAAGCCACCGCCGCCGCCGCCGCCAAUCAGCUCGUCGCCCUCUUCGAGCGACGCAGCGCUGUCUAGCAGUAUGAUGAAGGGCAGUAUUGGCCUUGGUUCGGCUUUGAGUAAAACUGUACUCCUCCGUGUCAGGAUCACUGCCAGUGCCGAUGUGCACUUUACGACGACUAUCAGCGUUCCUUCUGACAUGUACAUCGCGGAUCUGACCGAAGUCUUGUGGAAAAGGAAGCGAUUGCAGAAUCCGUCCUCGGAUUGGGUACUCUGCCUCGCCGACUUGAGCUUGGCUUUGCCCCUCGACCGUACUGUCGCGAGUCUUGAGGGCCGCACCAAUCUGGCGCUGGUCAGGCGGCAAUGGGCUGUCGAACAUGGGCUCAGGAUUGGCGAUCGCCGUGGUGGCGAUCCGAGUGCGUCCAUCUUUAAACGCAUUUCUGCGCCUGUCAAGCCGCCACCGACAGAUCUGGCCCAGACAUACAAGAAAUUCCACGUCCAGCGUAGGAUCGCGAUUGGGCGUCAUCCCCGGACCCUGGCUAUUGACGGUGACUACAUUCAUAUCAUGCCGUCCGAGUCGAGGACGUUCUUUGACAGCAUGAAGACGACCUCGUUCCAUGUCAGUCUGGUCGCGUCUUGCAAGCUCUCCGGCAAGUAUGGAGGGUUCAAGAUCAACGUGUGGAGGGACGGGACGGAAAAGAGGUACGAGUUUGAGGCGGACACGCCGAAACAAGCUGCCGAAAUCAUCACAUCAAUCAGGGCAUUGUGAGUUUUGCAUUAAGGGUCGGUCCAGCUGACAACAGGAUGAAAUCGUAUCAAGCGGAACGUGGAGCACUGCCCGUAAGGCGAUAGGCU
Molecule: messenger RNA, 2099 nt
Organism: Kockovaella imperatae
Lineage: Eukaryota; Fungi; Basidiomycota; Tremellomycetes; Tremellales; Cuniculitremaceae
Product: stress-activated map kinase interacting protein 1-domain-containing protein
Exons: 9
Coding region: 25-2013 (662 amino acids)
Biological process (GO): TORC2 signaling
Cellular component (GO): TORC2 complex; plasma membrane; cytoplasm
Molecular function (GO): phosphatidylinositol-4,5-bisphosphate binding
Source: RefSeq, a predicted model, not a curated record